Nymphalis io (European peacock) is the source of this 1596-nucleotide messenger RNA. RefSeq names its product probable serine hydrolase. Lineage: Eukaryota; Metazoa; Arthropoda; Insecta; Lepidoptera; Nymphalidae. The transcript has 3 exons. The record is from RefSeq and is a predicted model, not a curated record. Bases 311 to 1303 code for a protein of 330 amino acids.
UUAACUGUAAAUAUGUGCGUGUGGCCAAUAUUUAUUUAAUUAUAGAUUUAGUCGAUAAUAAGUUUCAUCGUAUUUAAUACAUAAAUUUUGUAUUAGUGAUUUAAGUCUUGAAAUGUUAUAUUUCUUGCUUUUUUAACAAUUUCCAAGAUUAAUCAUCGGUUACAUAAUCUUUACGUAAAUAGUGAGCGAUGAGUAGUGAUAUAGUGCUGUAUUGACAUUUGUUUUGCAAAUACAUAUAUAUUACAUAAAAUACAUUAAUCGCAGCUCGCUCGAAUAAACACGACGUGAAGUUGUUUCAAAGUGACAAGCAAUGGCUAAGAAACUGCUAUAUUCAACAAUAUUAAACCGUAACUACUUGAAUAUAAGACCUAUUUUGAAAAAAGUUCAGGUUAAACACAUUCAUACUGAGGUUUCUGUGAAGGAAAUACAAAUUCCUGUAAAAUGGGGACAUGUAGCAGCAAGAUUAUGGGGUGGGGAGAACGAAAAACCGAUACUAGCAUUGCAUGGUUGGCAAGAUAAUGCUGGUACUUGGGACCCCCUAGCGCCAAGUCUUUGCAAUAAGCGUCCGAUACUAGCAAUUGAUUUUCCUGGUCAUGGACUUUCAACCUGGAUUCCAGAAGGUAUGCAGUACUACCCGUGGGAUUUACCUCGCCUUAUUCUUUAUAUAAAGGAAUAUUUUAAAUGGGAAAAAGUAUCACUAUUAUCUCACUCUAUGGGUUCCAUAGCUGGAAUGCGUUUCGCAAGUGUUUUUCCAGAUGAGAUAGAUUUUUUCAUCGCAAUCGACAGUCUUAUUUACGACGAUUACGAUUUAAAUCAGAUAGUAGAGAACUACCCAAAGAUUUUACGCAAAAUAGAAAAGACGCAAUCUUUAAAAGGAGAGCCGCCAUGCUACCCAUUGGAAGAAAUGAUAAAAAUAUGGCAUUUAGGGACAAGGAAAUCAGUUUCUAUGGAAAGCGUCCCACAUCUCAUUAAACGCGGUGCAAAAGCGUCAACUCGCGAACCUAACAAGUACUAUUUUUCAAGAGAUCCUAGACUAAAACACACAUUAUUCUGCGUUGAAGAUAAAAAGUUCGUUGAGGCUCUCGUCAGAAGAAUAAAAUGCCCAACACUUUACAUCAAAGGAAUAGAUUCGCCUUACGCUUCAGACGAACACUCAGUUGAAAUGCGAGAAUUAAUUGCCCAAAAUAACAGUGAAUUCGAGAGCCAUUUUCUAGCUGGCACUCACCAUCUGCACUUGAAUACUCCGGAACUGGUGGUACCUAUUGUUUUAAAUUUUUUACAAAAAUAUAAUUUUAUCAAGUAGUAAAAUAUAGCUAAAUAAUUAGUGUAAAAUAAUUUCAGUAUUUAUUUGCAACUAUUGUGAUACAAAUAUUAAUAGCUACAUAAUGGUCUAUUUAUUUUUGUAAUAGAAGUUAAUUGAAAUAGUUUUACACAAUGCUAAUAUAACAACAAUAUUUAUAUAUAUGCAUUUAGAAUUAAGCAAUGCUACGCUUAUAGCAACGAAAUAAUGUAAAACAUUAAAUAAAAGAAUUUAAAAAAAGUGUGCAAUAUUUUUUAAUAAGUAUUUUUGUUUUAAAUAAAAUAAGUUAUUAAAUU